UCUGAUCUGGUCUUGUGGCUGGCUCCAUCGAUUCAUCAUCGAUUGGUUGGUAGGCAGGCGCUCCUCCCUUCCCUUCCCAAUUCCCCAAUUCCCAAUUCGCUUCGCUCCCAACCCUACCCCGAUGGCUCCGCCGCCGACCAGGGAGGAGCCCGCCGCCGACCAACCGGUUACCUCCCGAUCGGAACAAGGAGCCGACCAGGCUCCGCCGCCUCUACGCCACCAGCUCAUGGGGGCCUGCCGCGCCGACGAGCGCCUCAGGCCGCUCCUCGUCCUCAACGUAUCCUGCGCCGCCGCCGACGACCGAUUCAUCUCCCACCUCUCCCAGCACUUCGAGGUGUCGGAGCUGGGCAUGCUCGCCAGAUGCCUCUGCGUCCCCCUCGUCUCCCUCCGCGUUGGCAAGGUCCAGAGGCAUGGCGCCCUCCUCUGCCCAACACCCAUUAGAGGGAAGCUAAACCUUGGUCUUCUGCCUUCAUCUAGCUUGCGCCUUACCUUUGCUGGUGAUGAUGGUUAUUCGGAGCAACUAGCGCUCUUCAACAACACUUUCGAAUUUUCAGAAGUUGUGAUUGAGGAAAUAUCAGCUGAUAAUUCUGGACGCUCUUUCCUAAUCAGGAUUUCAGAAUCAAAAGUAUUUUACUACUGGUGUGCUGAGAAGUCAAAGGAACACGGAAUGGAGCUUCUUUCAAAGAUGAAAAACCUUCUGGACGGGAGGCCAACGCUCUCCGAUCUCACAGGCAUCUCCAAUUCACGACUUGACGCUUUUGCUUCCCAUUUACACACUUAUCUUCUUACUUCAAGUAUUGGUGAUGUUAAAUCGUUGGGAUCAUUUAUUGACGUUCUGAGUACUUCAAGACCGCAAGAUCAAUAUUUACAGCCCCACUCGUCUGUUUCCAAGACUUCCAGGUUUCGCGCCUCUGCAACUAAUGCAACAAAUGCAGGCUCUGUCUAUCAAACCAGUCUAAGUCCCAGAUCAGGCACUUUUAAAGAUGGGGUGCCAAGGACCUCUUGUACAAAGGUUGUUGGGAGAGAGAAACUGAAGCGACGUGGGGAAUGUUCAGGCCUGUCAACUGCUCCUAUUGAUGCAAACAGUGUCAACCUUGAUUCUACCGGUGAGAAGUGUGAUGUGGAUUGUUCAAGAAACAUUGUGACCUCAGUUCCAUUAGACUCGCCUCUUUCAUUUCCUUUGCUGCCAUCUAUUUAUCCUCUUGCCUCUUGUCCGCUGCCUGAGGUUUAUUCGGAGAAGCAGUUUAAGCCUUACUACUGCUGGUGCCCACCAUGUCCAUCUUCACUGCAAUACAGUGUUACCCCUUUGCAUCUGCCAGCUACAUCUGUAGAACCUUUGCCCCUACCGCCUUUCAGUUCACUGCUAUCGAAUGAAAUGCCGCCUUUAGCAGUUUCUGCAAAGCUGGAUACAGCUGAUCUCCCUUCCCUUAAUCUACCAUCGAUACUGCGUGAUCCCUUGCUUCACCUGCCGCUUCCCACUUCACCACUUGUGCCCCUACAUGGUUCACAGGUUCCAACAUUCACACCGUUGAUGUCUGAUCCCAUUGUGCAUGUCCCAGUCAUUGAUGUAUGUUCUGCAGGCCAGGCAUAUCUGGUGAGUUGUGGACCUUCUAUAUCUUCAACUGUUCCCCUGCUCCCUAGCUUGAAGCCUCUGCUUCCAGAAGCAGAAUCAUUGGUCGAGAGAAGUGCUAGGGAAACACUAAUGAGGCUCAUAGCUUCGACACCACCUGCAAGCAAUCCUCAGUUGUCCAACAUUUUCCCUGUGGUCAUGCCUGAUCUGCCUGAAAAUCUCUCUCGAGCUAAUAAUGUGAACAAGCAUGUUGAUGCUACAUCUUGCUUUGUUGAUGUGUUUGGAAGUGGGAUUGGAGCCAUGGAAUUGCACUCCGAGGAUGGAGUUUCUAGUGGAGAUGAUUCUCAUGCACCGUUUGCAGAAUAUGAUGAUACCAGCAACAAUUGUGAUCUGCAGCAUUCUCAGCAAAUUUAGUUUGCAACUGUUUGGCUUGUCGCUAUGAAACGUCAUAAUAUUUUGAACGGCAGUUGCAUGUGCAUGGUAAUAGGCGUGACGAAUGUGAUGUGUUCUGUAUGCAGCCUGUUUGCCAUGAUUUUUAUCUGCCCAGCCAACGGGCUCAUUUGGUUGGCAAAUGUAAUUAGUUGUCUGUACUGUGUUUAUUUUACAUACUAACUGCGAACCACUUAGUGAUUUUGAUCGUUUUUUCAUGCACUUUCA
Messenger RNA from Phragmites australis (common reed), 2227 nucleotides. RefSeq lists its product as uncharacterized. The transcript has 5 exons. The coding region runs from base 122 to 1984 and encodes 620 amino acids. Lineage: Eukaryota; Viridiplantae; Streptophyta; Magnoliopsida; Poales; Poaceae. The record is from RefSeq and is a predicted model, not a curated record.